AUGUACCGUGGUCUUUCGCCCACCAAUUACGCCUUAAUCAUAAUUAAUAAUAUGAUUCAAUCUUAUUAUCUGAUCCAAAGUCGUUGCUCCAAUUGGCUCCGAUGGCGGCCGACCAGCGCUCAAGAGUUGGACAGAGCGGAGAAUAAAGUGCUAUCGUUCCUGAAGAACCCGUUCCGGUCGUAUCACGUGGACAUCGGGCGCGUCGGGGGUCUCGACAACAACAAGAUCUGGACACUGGAGAUGACACCAAAAGUACAACCGCUAAGACGCGGGCAAAACGCCAACCAAAUGGCCGCUAAUACCGCCGCAAACGCUCCGCCACUCGUUAUGAUACACGGGUUCGCCUCCGCUGUGGGCCUCUGGACACUGAAUCUGGACUCACUUCUGGAGACGAAUCGAAAGAUAUACGCUUUCGAUAUAUUGGGUUUCGGGAAGUCGUCGCGACCGGUGCUCAGCGCCGGCGACGCGUGCGAACUCGAUCUCGUGGACAGUAUCGAGAGGUGGCGCUCGCGAGUGGGUCUCGACCAGAAGUUUGUCCUAUUGGGCCACUCGUUCGGCGCCUAUUUGGCCGCCGCCUACGCCCUCCAACACCCGGAGCGGGUGUCGCACCUGAUUCUGGCCGACCCGUGGGGUAUGCCAUCGCAGCAAAUGAACCAAACACUCAAUCAGCACCGCAUACAACUGCCGAUGUGGGCCCGUAUGGUCUCCAAGAUUGUGCAACUGUUCACACCGUUGGCCGGUCUGCGAGCGGCCGGUCCGUGGGGUCCGGGACUCGUUCAAAAACUUCGGCCCGACAUUAAACGCAAGUUUGAACAGAUGGCCGGCGAGGGGAACGCCGAGUGCUUUCUGGAGUACAUCUAUCACUGCAACGCCCAACCGGUGCCCAGCGGUGAGAUGGCCUUUAAGUCGAUGGCCACUGGAUUCGGUUGGGCGAAGAACCCGAUGCUGGACCGCAUGCCAGAGUUGCAUCCGGCCAUUAACGUGACGUUCAUCUACGGCAGCAAGUCUUGGGUGGAUCGACAGCCGGGCUUCCAGACCAAGUAUAUCCUCGGCGAUCGCGUCAACGUGGAGGUGAUCCAGGGAUCUGGUCAUCACGUCUACGCAGACGAUGCCGAAGAGUUUAAUCGAUUGGUGGCAGAUGUUUGUCACGCGGAAGACCGGAGGCUAAACGCUCCGGCAGUCGAUAGCGAUGAGAGCGAUGAGGAACGGGUCCAGACAUUAACUGAUUGAUGACAUUUAGACCCUGAUGUUUGUGGUUUUGUACAGAAUUGUCAUCUCGAUUGUUUUUGACUAGACUUAUAAAUAAC
This is a messenger RNA of Medioppia subpectinata, 1307 nucleotides long. NCBI's taxonomy places the organism in Eukaryota, Metazoa, Arthropoda, Arachnida, Sarcoptiformes, Oppiidae. The record is from the annotation of a GenBank genome assembly.